This is a messenger RNA of Miscanthus lutarioriparius, 552 nucleotides long. The record is from the annotation of a GenBank genome assembly. Lineage: Eukaryota; Viridiplantae; Streptophyta; Magnoliopsida; Poales; Poaceae.
AUGCUUGCCGACGCCGUUCAUCACUCCCCGGUCAUCCUCGCUGGCGUAGAUGAAGAAGAGCAUGGCAACAGCUGGUACGACUCCCUCCUCCGCGAAGCUCAGGCGAUGGAUGAGCCGGGACUCCAUGAUGAAGUACCUUUCUUCCAGCAACAAUUUCCAAGAUUCGACGAGGAGCCCAGGGAGGAACCCGGCUACAGUCCCCCCAAGAGAUUGCGCGUCGUCCACCCUUCUGAUCUCGAUCUCGACGAGGCAGGCCCAUCGACGACGACGCGGCCGAGGGUGCUCCCUCUCGCCGACGACGAACUGCCCAAGUUUGACUGCGGCAUCUGCAUGGAGACCCUCCCCAUCCUGGACCUCUUCCACGGCAUGCAGUGCCAGCACAGGUUCUGCGUGGAGUGCAUGGCCACGUACAUCGAGGGGAGGAUCAACGCCGGCGAGGUGCCCAUCCCGUGCCCGGACCCGGCCUGCCAGGAGGCGUAUGGGGAGGACAUCGCCGUCCUGCACCCCGACGUGUGCAAGAAGUCCAUCGACUUCGCCGCGUUCAGCAGCUAG